Messenger RNA from Drepanopeziza brunnea f. sp. 'multigermtubi' MB_m1, 1896 nucleotides. The record is from RefSeq and is a predicted model, not a curated record. NCBI's taxonomy places the organism in Eukaryota, Fungi, Ascomycota, Leotiomycetes, Helotiales, Drepanopezizaceae.
AUGGCUAUGCGCCUCCAGCGUCUCUUCCGAGCGCCUAGAUUGCCCCGCCGAGUUACCAGACGUUUGGUGACCACUAAUGCCGUCUCCAGCUCAGAGUCGGCCGACAGAAUUCCACUAGCAAACGUAUCGGAGACUCUUCCAGAAGUUGAUCCCCCAGCGCAAACUGCUGAGAGCGAGAGUGCUCCUCCGCUGCGUAAAGAAGACCCAGGCCUCAACCAAGCUAAACAGACCACUAAGAAGCAAGGCGUUCACCGCAUACUCUCCGAAGCUUAUCAUGAUGGUCUGCUUUUGAGAAAGGGUGAAGACCCGCUGGAUCGCCUGGAUGAGAAGCUGGGAAUUCCGACGUGGGGGCCUUGGGGUGUGCCGAUUAAGAUGAUGACGUCGAAGGGGUCCCUGGUUUCUAAUAUCUGGGAUUGGAUUGUUAAGCAUAAAAAGGGUCCCGGCAUGGUUACCUUGAAAAACCAAGAGAAGGAGGUUGAUCCGCUGCUAAGACCGAGAAGAACUCAGUUUUGGGACUCCUCCAUUGGACAUGCGCCUCCUUCGGUCAAGUAUGAAGAGGUUAUGGCAGAUGAUCGAGGGGUUGGGAAGUGGACAGCUAAGAUUCGCAAAUAUGGAUUCUGCUACGUAGACGGCUGUCCUCCUACACCUGAAGCUACCAAAGAGCUCCUCGAGCGGAUUGCUUUCAUUCGAGUCACCCACUACGGUGGCUUCUACGACUUCACAGCAGACCUCACCAUGAAAGACACUGCCUACACCAAUCUCGCACUCCCAGCCCACACCGACACAACGUACUUCACCGACCCCGCCGGCCUCCAAAUGUUCCACCUUCUCUCGCACACCGACGGCGAUGGCGGCGCCUCCCUCCUCGUCGAUGGCUUCGCUGCCGUCAAAACCUUGAUCAAAGAAUCGCCCUUCUCCUACGAGGUCCUGUACAAGACGCCCAUCAGCUGGCACGCGAGCGGUAACGAAGGCAUCACCAUCACUCCUGCUAAAAAGAUGCCAGUUUUGAGUCUACAAGAUUUGGAAGACGGAGAGUUCCGGAAAAUGCUGCAGAUUAGAUGGAAUAACAAUGAUAGAGGUGUGGUAGCGUUGAAGGAGGACAAUGGCAUGGGAGCUAGGAAGUGGUAUAAAGCUGCUGCCAAGUUCAAUGACAUCUUGAACCGCAAGGAGAAGCAGUAUUGGGCGCAAAUGAAGCCGGGGAGUCCGCUGAUCUUUGACAACUGGCGAGUCCUGCAUGGGAGGUCUGCAUUCACUGGUAAGAGGAGAGUUUGCGGUGGCUACAUCAACCACGAUGAUUACAUUUCGAGAUGGCGCAACACCAACUUCACAAGAGAAAAGGUUCGAUACGCAGCCACCGAGAUCCACCCCGCGAAAUCAGCUCGUGCGCGUGGAGCGUACUUGCGAGUCUCCUUCAAGAACACCCGCGAGACCGCCCAAGCUAUCAACGGAUGGAAGCUGCAGCGUGCAAUCAAGUUCCUCGAGAACGUGCAGGAGCACAAGGAGGCCGUCCCCAUGAGAAGAUAUGCAGGAGGAACUGGUCGCGCGUCUCAGGGCAAGCAAUUCGGUGUCUCUCGUGCUAGAUGGCCAGUAAAGUCCGCUGAGUUCUUGCUCGGUCUCCUCAAGAACGCUGAGGCGAACGCGGAUACCAAGGGUCUCGAUACUGGAAACCUCGUUGUUAAGCACAUCCAAGUCAACCAAGCCCCGAAGCAGCGCCGCCGAACAUACCGUGCCCACGGUCGUAUCAACCCGUACAUGUCCAACCCGUGCCACAUCGAACUCAUCCUGACCGAAGGCGAGGAGGUUGUCGCAAAGUCGAGCGCUGUUGAGGGACGUGAUGCUCACUUGACCUCAAGACAACGUGGUGUCCGUACUCGCAAGGCUAUCACUGCUGCAUAA